AUGUCAUUGGGACGGUCUUCCGUCUGUUUCUCCAUAUUAGUAUCAUUCUGGUCUUACGUUUUCAUCAAUUCGCUGUCUUUAAGCGGUUCAGUCGCCUUUGAAGUUAGAUCUUUUCUUCACAAUGAUAUGGUCGUCGAUGGUGGUGCUCAUAAUGUUUUCUGGUUCGUACAUAUCACAGAUUUGCAUUUUAGCGAGUUUGGUUCUAAAGACAGGCAGAUGGACUUCUUGGAGUUUUGUUCUACACACAUUCCUGUGAUUCGACCUGAAGUCGUAAUCGCAUCAGGUGAUAUUACUGAUGGCAAGGGUAAGACGUUCUCGUUAUCUUUACAAAAUCUGGAGGAAUGGGAGGAUUAUUCGUCACUUCUGAAACAAUCUGGAGUACUAAAUUUAACUAAGUGGCUUGACGUACGGGGGAAUCAUGAUAGUUUUGACGUCCCAUCAUUUGGUGGUUAUGGUGAUUAUUACAGUCGAUUUGGUGUAAGGGGCGGAUCUUCAUUAAAGUCACGCAUAUUCAAACUCGUAAAACCAUAUGGUCAAUAUUCUUUCAUAAGUAUUGAUUUAUCCACUGAACCUGGAUUGAAAUGGCCUUUUAAUUUCUUCGGUAGUUUUAACUUGAAUGUUAAAAGACAGUUGUUAAAGUCGAUUGAUGAAGCUAAAGAUAGUAAUCAGACAUUUGUAUUUGGACAUUAUCCAACUUCCACGGUUGUUUCGAGUGAUUCGAAUCUGGGUACAGUGAUUGGAGAUAGUGCAUUUGCUUAUUUAUGCGGUCAUUUGCAUACGUUGUUUGGGUUGGCUAAGAAGAUGUAUUUUUUACAGCCUCAAGGAUAUUGGGAAUGGGAAUUAGGUGAUUGGCGUGAAAAUCGUUACUACCGGAUUGUAGCUGUUGACAACGAUUUGGUGUCGUUUGUAGAUGUGCGGAAGCUCUCGCCUAAUGAUUCAAGCAAAGAAUGGCCUAUUAUUUUAAUCACAAAUCCGAAAAACGUUAACUUUUUACUCCCCAAAAAAGAACCAUUCCACAGGAUAGAGUUUUCUACGCACAUAAGAAUUCUAGUUUGGUCACUAUCGCCUAUUCUAAGAGUUUCUGUGUCAAUCGAUGGCAUUCAUCAAGGAUUCGCCGAACCAGCUAAUUCACUUGAAAGUGAUAAUUCAACACCUUUAUAUGUACUUCCAUGGAAUACAUCUCAGUGGUCAACCAAUCCGUAUGCAUUUCACGUGAUUGAAGUCACAGCUAGGGACGUCAACAAUAAUCAGCGUACAGUUGUUCAGUCAUUCAGUCUUCGAAAUCGUGCUGUUUUUCCCAUUGGGUUUCUAUCGAAAAUUUUGGUUGUCAAUAGUAUGUCAGUUUCUGUUUCUGCACUUUAUUAUACUUUAUGGAUAACAGUAUUCACGUUUGUGGUAUCACCGCUUUUAAUUCGUCGUCUGAACUUACUUGUACAUCUGUUACGUACAAGACUCGGUAGAGGUAUGUACCAGAUAUCGUCAACCAAAAAACUAUUGCUUCCUAUCUUGGUGUUUAUGGUAUAUCAGAUUUCAUGUCCACUUUUCAUGGGUUAUCUAGUAGCUGAUAAAUUUGGCUUUGUUUUCUCAUUUGGUAUUUAUAUUGACGGUAUUUACAUACCAGAAAGACUGACUUAUGUGCUAGCAGAAAGUCAGCUAUUUGCAUUUGGCUUAUAUCUGUUGUUGUUUACUUAUCAUUGUGGUCAUCAACAAUAUAAUCCAAUUUAUCCAUUGAAUGGUGGUGAGCCGUCGGAGCAAUAUUCAAACAGUGUUUGUGAAGAUGAUAUUCACUCGAAUGCGUUGUGCAUCCGUUUGCCGAAAAUUUGCUCUUCACCUUAUUUGCUUAUCAUAACAGUUAUUUACAUAUCGCUUCAAUUAGGGUCUAAUUUUAUUUUUGUUUGGCUAUCCUAUGGCUUUGUAGCGAGCCUUUUAAGUCCAGGACUUGUAAUCCCUGUAUGCGUUGCAUGUAUUUUAUAUAUCUAUUGUCCACGACCUAAUCAUGUGAAACAUUGUAUUCAAUAA
Molecule: messenger RNA, 2019 nt
Organism: Schistosoma guineensis
Lineage: Eukaryota; Metazoa; Platyhelminthes; Trematoda; Strigeidida; Schistosomatidae
Source: the annotation of a GenBank genome assembly